AUGGUGUUGGCCGACCUAGGGCGCAAGCUCAAUGCUGCUCUGUCAUCUCUCAACCGAGCACCAGUUGUCGAUGACAAGGUCCUCGAUGCAUUGCUGAAAGAAGUCUGCGCUGCCUUACUCGAAUCCGAUGUUAACGUCAAACUAGUGGCGACACUCCGACAAAAGGUGAAAGCGAAGGUGAAAGCGUCUCUGGAGGGUGGGGCGGAUAAAGGCAAGGAAGCAAAUAGGAAGAGCAUUGUUCAGAAAGCGAUAUUCGAUGAGCUCGUUCAGCUCGUCGACCCCGGUGUAGAGCCAUACAAGCCCAAGAAGGGUCAGCCCAAUGUCAUUAUGGCCGUGGGUUUGCAGGGUAACGGAAAGACUACUACUUGCACGAAGCUCGCGGUCUACUACCAGAAGCGUGGUUUUAAGUCAUGCAUAGUAUGCGCAGACACGUUCCGUGCUGGUGCUUUUGAUCAAACCCGACAGUCUGCGACCAAAGCGAAAGUAGCAUACUUUGGCUCGUACACUGAGACCGACCCUGUAAGUAUUGCCGCGCAAGGUGUGGCGAAGUUCAAGAAGGAGCGGUUCGAUGUUAUUAUCGUGGACACGUCUGGUCGUCAUAAGCAAGAAUCUGAACUGUUCGAGGAGAUGGUACAAAUCUCCGAGGCGGUCAAGCCUAACAUGACCAUCAUGAUUCUAGACGCCAGCAUCGGUCAGGCGGCUGAAGCGCAAAGUCGCGCGUUCAAAGAAAGUGCAGACUUCGGAGCGAUCAUCGUCACUAAGAUGGAUGGGCACGCAAAAGGUGGAGGUGCUAUCUCUGCCGUCGCUGCUACGAAGACGCCAAUUAUUUUCCUCGGUGUGGGCGAGCAUCUGCACGACUUGGACAAAUUCUCCCCACAACCAUUCAUCUCCAAGUUGCUUGGACUGGGAGACGUCCAAGGUCUUAUGGAACACAUGCAAGACAUAGCGACGCAAAAUCCAGACAAGCAGAAAGAAAUGGCGAAGAAGCUAGAAGAGGGUAAGCUGAGCAUCCGUGAUUGGAGGGAGCAGAUACAGAAUGUUAUGAACAUGGGACCUUUAUCUAAAAUCGCCUCCAUGAUUCCCGGACUGCCCCAAGACCUGCUGCAAGGAUCGGACGAGGAAGGGUCUUUGCGUAUGAAGCGUAUGAUCUAUAUUUCCGAUAGCAUGACCUCUUCCGAGCUUGACUCGGACGGGGCUCUCUUCAUGGAGCAUGGCAAAGACGGCAAGCCAGUUGGUCUGACUUGGCGGGUAACGCGCGUCGCGCGGGGCAGCGGGACGAGCGUGCGCGAGGUGGAGGAGCUUCUAUGUCAAUACAGGAUGAUGGCAAACAUGGCGAAGCAAGCCGGAGGCAAGAACGGAUGGCUGCAGGCGAUGCAGAAGAUGCAAGCGGCUGCAGGGGGGCGCGGACGGGGCGCGAAUGGCAUGCCGACACCGGCGCAAGUACAGGCUAUGCAGCGAGCAAUGCCGCCUGGCAUGCUGCAACAACUCCAACGCCAGAUGCGCAGCGGCGGUGGCAUGCAGGAGAUGAUGAAGGCCAUGAUGCAAGGGCAGGGUGGAGAUCAGAUGGACAUGGAGGAGAUGCAGCGGAUGAUGGCGCAAAUGGGCAACGGGCUGGGGGGCCUGGGCGGCGGUAUGCCCAACAUGAGCGACAUGUUUAAGAUGAUGGGUAUGGGAGGUAUGGGAGGUGGGCGUUGA
Messenger RNA from Sparassis crispa, 1695 nucleotides. RefSeq names its product Signal recognition particle 54 kDa protein. The record is from RefSeq and is a predicted model, not a curated record. NCBI's taxonomy places the organism in Eukaryota, Fungi, Basidiomycota, Agaricomycetes, Polyporales, Sparassidaceae. Gene Ontology annotation, cellular component: signal recognition particle, endoplasmic reticulum targeting; cytosol. The coding region runs from base 1 to 1695 and encodes 564 amino acids. The transcript is spliced from 9 exons. Gene Ontology annotation, molecular function: endoplasmic reticulum signal sequence receptor activity; ATP hydrolysis activity; GTPase activity. Gene Ontology annotation, biological process: SRP-dependent cotranslational protein targeting to membrane; SRP-dependent cotranslational protein targeting to membrane, translocation.